GAAUCGCUUCCAAGAAACUUGGGAGUUUGGAGCCAACAGGGAUCUGUUCCUUCCUGCAGCUGUGCAAGGCACAAAGCAGGAGUCCCCCCUCCCAUGCAUCACCCCACUGGCUGCCUCUUUAUCCAGACAAUGCCCGUUUUCCAGAGACUCCCACCUACCUGGUAGUUAGUGGAGUCAUGUGGCUGCAGCACUUAAUUAAUAAAAGGCCGAUAUAAAUCCCAGUAAGCGUGUGGGGAGGAGGACACUGAGGCAGAGCGGUAGCGGCGCUUCCAGCGAGCUCGGUGGAGCAGCGAACAGCAAUCCCCCUCUCUGCUCGGAAAGGUUGUCCCCCAGGACCAUGCUGAACGUGUUGCUGCUGUGCUGUGGGCUGCUGCAGGGGAUCCAGGCUGUCCUGGAUCUCAGGACUGCUGACCUCAGCUGUGGCCACCUGCAGAAGGCAAGUGGUGGGCUGGAGGGGGUGGACAGAGCCCGCCACACCAGCCUGCAGCGGAAAGUCAAGGAGGUGUCUGCGGAGCCGGCAGGAACUCUCCCAAGGCUGGGGUUUGAGCAGAUGGCCCUGAGGGUCCAAGAAGCUGAUGCAAAGAACCUUGUGCAGAGAGGCAGCCUGCUGGAACCACAGGCAUCAUCCACAGAACUGCAAGCUGCAGGCCGUGAGGAGCGCUCCCCCCGCCGCUGCGUCCGUCUCCUGGAGUCCUGCCUCGGCCACCAGAUCCCCUGCUGCGACCCCUGUGCCACCUGCUACUGCCGCUUCUUCAACGCCUUUUGUUACUGCCGGAAAAUCAGCACCAACUUCCCCUGCGGCAAGAACUAACACCCAUGGGGCUGCCAGCUCCUCGCCCCUGUGUGUGCCUCCUUCUCUGCAGCUCCAAUAAACCAGCCCUUUGCAAAAGCCA
This is a messenger RNA of Corvus hawaiiensis (hawaiian crow), 893 nucleotides long. It is a transcript of the gene AGRP, whose product is annotated as agouti related neuropeptide. NCBI's taxonomy places the organism in Eukaryota, Metazoa, Chordata, Aves, Passeriformes, Corvidae. Gene Ontology annotation, biological process: adult feeding behavior; hormone-mediated signaling pathway; positive regulation of feeding behavior. Gene Ontology annotation, molecular function: type 1 melanocortin receptor binding; neuropeptide hormone activity. The record is from RefSeq and is a predicted model, not a curated record. The transcript has 4 exons. Bases 338 to 811 code for a protein of 157 amino acids. Gene Ontology annotation, cellular component: extracellular region.